GCAUUUUUUGAAAUGGAACAAUACUAUAAUCGAGAGAGAAAAACUUAGCAACCUAAUACAAAAACGUCAACUUUGUGUGUUUCUAUAUGGGCUUUAUUAUUUGCCGCCCUGUUUUUAAAGGUACAUGAAAUAUUUGAGAAACAAAGUGCUUGUUCAUCAUCGAUACGGUCAAAAAAGCCAGGGAAUUACAAACCAUACUUCGCGUUAAACCUUCCAAAAAUACUGCAAAUGAUUUUCAAGUCGUGGAAAGUUCACUGGGCAGUGUGCUACUCACCAUCAUUUUACAGAGUAUGUUACAGUUCAAAAUCUCAUUCUCCUGCAUUCACAUCCAAGAAGAGCAAACUCGAGGUAUGGGAGGGGAUAACUAUAAAGGAAUUGUCGUCAGCUGCUAAAAUAUCUCCUCACAUAAUUCUUAGAACCUUAAACUCAGCCCUUGUUACAAAACACAAAGCAAACACCAAUUCAAGUAUGAUUGCUUUUGCACAGUUAGUUAAACUUUAGAGUUGGAAGACAAAGCGAUCAUCGAAACUCUAGUGAAAUUAAUGGGAUUCACACCAACGUUCAGGCACCAGAUUAUUCACGAAACAAUUGACUGUGAUGCUUAUCCAAGACCACCUUGUCCUUCGGAGAAAUGUGAACCACGCCCCCCUAUUGUCGCUGUCCUGGGUCAUGUGGACCACGGGAAAACAACUUUGUUAGAUGCUUUACGCUCCAGUAGAGUUGUUGACGAAGAAUUUGGAGGUAUAACUCAACAUCUUGGCGCAUUUACAGUAUCUUUGUCAUCUGUUGAACGCAAUGCUGGAUUUACAGAUCCGAAUCCCGUGUCAUUUUCCAGAAGCAUCACUUUUCUAGAUACACCAGGCCAUGCAGCAUUUUCUGGUAUUCGCUUUCGGAGUGCAAAAGCAACUGAUAUUAUGCUUUUGGUAGUCGCUGCUGAUGAUGGUGUUAAACCUCAAACUGUUGAGGCAAUUCGUUACGCAAAAGAAACAAACACUCCUAUAGUUGUCGCAAUCAAUAAAAUUGAUAAACACGAUAUCAAUAUGGAUAAAGUAGUCCAAGGUCUAGCUACGUAUGAAGUUUUAACUGAACAAUUAGGUGGAGAUAUACAAGCAGUUCCAAUAUCAGCAUUAAAACGAAUAAAUCUUUCUGAAUUAUUAGAUGCUAUUAUUCUGCAAGCUGAAAUAAUGCAGUUGAAAGCAGAUCAUACCGGAUUGGCUGAAGGCAUUGUUUUAGAAUCGGAAACACUUCAUGGGAUCGGCAAAACGGCUACCUGUCUUAUUACUCGAGGUGUUUUGCGUAAAUCACCCAAUAGUGGUCCACUUAUAGCUGGUGAAGCAAUCUGUACCCCACGAAUCUUGCUAACCGAUGCAGGAAAACUCGUGGAUUCAGUUAAACCCGGAUUUGUAGCGCGGAUAGCGGGUUGGAAAGAUCUCCCCUCUGCAGGAGAUCUUAUCCUAGAGGUAGAAUCUACGAAGCGAGCUAAUGAAGUUCAACGAUAUCGGCGGCGUAUAAAGGUACAGGACAAAGUUGAAGAAGACCGUGAUGCAUAUGAUCUUCGAGCGUCUCAUCAUCGAGAACAUCGCGAGAAAUACUCAGAAAAACGUUCGAGCCUUCAUCUACGUCAGUGGCGGAAACUUAAAUUAGAACGUGAUUCAGCCGAAUCUAGCUUAUGGAAGGAAAAUUCUAAUAGAAUUUCCUUACCACUUGUAAUCAAAUGUGAUGUACAGGGUAGUUUAGAGGCGAUAAAAACACUUCUUUCUACCUAUUCAUCAGAUCAAUGUAAAAUAGAAUACUGUAUUACCGGUGUUGGUCCGUUGACUGAAUUUGAAGUAGACGCUGCCGCUGCAGUUAAAGCAAAUGUACUACUAUUCAACAUUCAUGCUCUUCCAGAAGCAACAACUACAGCUGAACAGAAUUGUGUUAAAAUUAAAGAAUUCAAUAUUAUUUAUCGAUUGGCUGAAGAAGUUAGGGAACUAUUGAAUGAAAAGCUACCACCAUUAUCAGUGGAGAAGAUAAUUGGUGAAGCAGAAAUUCUCCAGCUGUUUACAAUUAAAGCAUCUAAAAGCGUCGUGAAGACUGGACUCUUACCAGUUGCUGGAUGUAGAUGUAUUAAAGGAAAUAUUAUCGCUAAUAUUACUAAAAUAGGCUCUAUUCUCACAGAUCUAGGUGUUGAUGGUGAACCAACUGAAUUAUGUUACCGCAUUGUCCGUCCAACUCACCAUUCAACAUCAAACAAUAAACAUGGAGAAAAUCCGACCACCGCUCAAAAAGACUUUUCUGUUUCUAAAAAUACAAUAGUGGAUCGAGCUAUCUGUUACUCACUGCGUCAUGAAAAAUCUGUUGUUGAAAGUAUUCGAAAAGGAGUAGAUUGUGGUAUUGUAUUAGUUUCUCCUGAAGUUCAGGAUAUUCAUAGCGAGAAUCAAAAUUUAUCCGCAAAGAAUUUCAUUUCACAAUGGAAAGUAGGAGAUAUAAUUCAGUGUUAUGUAACAAUCAAUGAAAAAAGUUCAGUUGAUUGGGAUUUCGAGACCUAUAAUUCAGAAACAUCAAACACUCGAAAGCCCAUAACUUGAUCAUUUUUAUUUCUAAAACAGAAAAGAAACAAUUUGUAUAGUAGAAUAAACUUACUAGUAUAAAUUUUUUACAACUGC
Schistosoma margrebowiei is the source of this 2648-nucleotide messenger RNA. The record is from the annotation of a GenBank genome assembly. Lineage: Eukaryota; Metazoa; Platyhelminthes; Trematoda; Strigeidida; Schistosomatidae.